This is a messenger RNA of Suillus subalutaceus, 2049 nucleotides long. Its product is annotated as OPT oligopeptide transporter protein-domain-containing protein. Gene Ontology annotation, biological process: transmembrane transport. Bases 1 to 2049 code for a protein of 682 amino acids. NCBI's taxonomy places the organism in Eukaryota, Fungi, Basidiomycota, Agaricomycetes, Boletales, Suillaceae. The transcript is spliced from 23 exons. The record is from RefSeq and is a predicted model, not a curated record. Gene Ontology annotation, molecular function: oligopeptide transmembrane transporter activity.
AUGGCCGUAUCGAACAACUGGAUCUCCAAUUACGAGAAUAGUCGCUUGAGGCUGACGUUCGAAACUGCAACAGUUGAUGCUGACUCGGACAGCGAGGAAGGUGUGCUCUCCAAUGAACGUGAUAUUGCUACGCACGUCAUCUCGGUGGACGACGACCCUUCUCUGAACCCGUGGACAUUCCGUGCAUUCUUUAUCGGUCUUGGCCUCUCAACCUUUGGCGGAGUACUCGUGUCAUUGAUGUUCCUCGCGGUUGUUUCUUAUAUCCUGGGCAUCUUCAUGGAGACCUUUAUUCCUCGUCGUGGACUCCUGCGCUAUCUGAAUCCCGGGCCAUUCAACAAGAAAGAAAAUGCUUUCGUUGUGAUCAUGGCAAGCGCCUCUGCCAACUCCGCCUUAGGUACCGAAGUUCUUGCUGUCCAGCGAUUGUAUUACAAUAUCACGCCCAAUGCCGGUGCCUCAGUGUUCCUACUCUUCUCUUCUCAACUUCUUGGUUAUGGAAUUGGUGGCAUGAUGAGAGGCAUCCUGUUAUAUCCAUCAAAGAUGUUAUACCCCGGUGUGCUACCAUUGCUGUCCAUGUUCGAUGCUCUCUACGAGGGCGGGAAUGACAGCACGGAAAAAGCUCAGAGUCUUUUACAUUGUGUUUACUGCCUCCCAACAAUGCCUGCCGUCUCGCGAGUGUUUGGUGGUACAAACGGUAACGAGGGUCUAGGGCUCCUGUCUAUCUGCUUUGACUGGCAAUAUAUUUCUGGCGGGGUGAACCCUAUGACUAUUCCGCUCAAAGCACAGUUCUCGAAUUUACUGGGCUACCUCCUUUGCAUGGUUGUGUUUGUGGCUGUAUAUUACAACAACAUCUGGAAGGCCCAGAACUUCCCAUUCCUUUCUCAACUCUUGUUCUAUGAAAACGGAACACAGUACAAUCAAACACUCAUUCUCAAUGCCAACUAUGCAAUCAUCUUCUCCUCUGGAACCGGGACUGAUAUGCGCUCUGCGUGGAGUUGGAUGACUCCGUCGGGCAUCAAAAAAUUAUGGGCGAAUUUUGACUGGAAGUUCUGGCAAUCCGACGGAAUGCGGAAGCAAGACGUUGAUGAUGAGGAUAUCGAUCCCCACUACAAGCAGAUGCUGAAGUACCCCGAUGCUCCCAAUAGCUGGUACUUCGUCGUUUUUCUCCUGUCCUUCGUUGUUGCCCUGGUCGUUUUAUACAAGACCGAUUCGACCUUGCCAUGGCUGAUGAGCGUUGAAGGUGGGGCUUUCCUUAUCUCACUCUUGCUGGCGACGAUUUCUAUUCUAUUCUUCUGUGCACUCGCCGCGAUUACAGGAUUGAUGUUCGCCAUCCAGCCGUUUGUCCAGAUGAUUGGUGGUUACCUUCACAAGGGGUUGCCAGUGGCAAAUAUGUACUUCGUUCUAUACGGAUCCAACUCUGUCACCCAAGCCAAUCUAUUACUCCGCGACCUCAAGAUUGCUCAGUCUGCCACCCUCGCGCUGCAUUUACCUGCCCAGAUUCUUGGCACGCUGCUUGGUGCCAUCCUGAACUUCAUCAUGAUGAAUUCAAUCAUAGAUAACCAACGUGAAAUCUUGUUAUCUGUUCAAGGAACCAAUAUCUGGUCUGGCCAACAGCCACAGAUGUACAACUCUCAGGCAAUUGCAUGGGGUGGACUCAGUCACGAGCUCUUUUCCGUAGGCCAUAAUAUACCAAUGGUUGGACUUUUCAUACCUGUUCCUUUCUGGGUCAUUCACAGGUAUUGGCCAAAGCUUUCCAUGCUCACAUAUCUCACAGAUACUACAUCGGAUGGCUUUGUGUUGGAAUCAAUUCAUCUCUCCUCUCCUACUUUUGCUAUCGCAUUCCUCUCGCAAUGGUGGCUGCGUACGCGCUACCCUCGCUGGUUUGCCAAAUACAACUACAUCAUCGGAGCUGCCCUUGACGGAGGCACUCAAGUCAUGGUGUUCAUCCUCUCGUUUGCGGUGCAAGGUGCUGCUGGGACCUCACACCUGUUCGCUCCAUGGUGGGGCGCGAACCAAGGAGGUAAUUAUGACCGCUGUCUCUACUUAAACUGA